This is a messenger RNA of Gambusia affinis (western mosquitofish), 2080 nucleotides long. RefSeq names its product negative elongation factor complex member C/D (gene nelfcd). Bases 159 to 1895 code for a protein of 578 amino acids. The record is from RefSeq and is a predicted model, not a curated record. NCBI's taxonomy places the organism in Eukaryota, Metazoa, Chordata, Actinopteri, Cyprinodontiformes, Poeciliidae. Gene Ontology annotation, cellular component: nucleus; NELF complex. The transcript has 15 exons. Gene Ontology annotation, molecular function: RNA binding. Gene Ontology annotation, biological process: negative regulation of transcription elongation by RNA polymerase II.
GGGAAAAGGCUCAUUCCGUAUCUGUCGUCACCAUGACGCCAUCUUCCUCCAGUUGUUGUUAGCUUACUUGCUAAGGAGGCUAUAUUUAUCACCAGCAUUUACCAGUCGCAGCUGGGUCAGUGUAGGUUGGCGCAGCGUCUCCUUUUCUUGCCGUCGCCAUGGACGAUGAAUAUUACGGAGGGGCAGGAGACUGGGAGAGCUCGGAGGGACCGCUGGAGGAUGGGUACGAUGAGGAAAAUGAUGGAAAAGUUCAGGAGGACUGUCUGCUGAAAUUCUCCAGCAGAGACUACAUCAUGGAGCCUGCAAUAUUCAACACCCUCAAAAGAUAUUUCCAAGCAGGCGGCUCUCCAGAACACGUCAUCCAGCUUCUCUCGGAGAACUACUCUGCUGUUGCACAGACUGUUAAUCUGCUGGCAGAGUGGCUCAUUCAGAUGGGUGUAGAACCGGCUCAGGUCCAAGAGCGAGUAGAAAACCACCUUAAGAGUCUCCUGAUAAAGCACUUUGACCCCCAGAAAGCCGACUCCAUCUUCACGGUGGAGGGAGAGACUCCAGCUUGGCUGGAGCAGAUGAUAGCACACACAACAUGGAGGGAUCUCUUCUAUAAGCUGGCAGAGGCUCACCCCGACUGCCUGAUGCUCAACUUCACCGUAAAGCUCAUUUCUGAUGCGGGCUAUCAGGGAGAGAUCACCAGCGUUUCCACAGCGUGUCAGCAGCUGGAGGUUUUCUCCCGGGUGCUGAGGACGUCUUUAGCCACGCUGCUCGACGGAGGAGAAGAAAACCUAGAGAAGAACCUGCCAGAGUUUGCUAAGAUGGUGUGUCACGGUGAACACACGUACCUGUUUGCCCAGGCCAUGAUGUCCAUCAUGGCUCAGGAGGAGCAGGGCGGCUCCGCUGUUCGUAGGAUCAGCCAGGAGGUCCAGAAGUCGGCGCAUCAGAGGGGUCAUGAUGCCAGUCAGAUAACCCUUGCUCUUGGUACGGCAGCAGCCUACCCUCGAGCCUGCCAGGCUUUGGGUGCCAUGUUGUCUAAAGGAGCCCUGAAUCCUGCCGACAUCACGGUUCUCUUCAAGAUGUUCAGCAGCAUGGACCCUCCUCCUGUGGAGCUGAUCAGGGUGCCCGCCUUUCUGGACCUUUUCAUGCAGUCACUUUUUAAGCCUGGAUCAAAAAUAAACCAGGACCACAAACACAAAUACAUCCACAUCUUGGCUUAUGCUGCCAGUGUGGUUGAGACAUGGAAGAAGAACAAGAGAGUUAACAUCAAUAAAGAGGAGUUGAAGACAACAUCCAAGGCCAUUGAGACCGUGCACAACCUCUGCUGCAAUGAGAACAAAGGAGCGACGGAGCUGGUGGCUGAGCUCGGCACUUUAUACCAAUGCAUCCGGUUUCCAGUGGUUGCCAUGGGAGUUUUGAAGUGGGUGGACUGGACCGUCUCAGAGCCCCGCUACUUCCAGCUGCAGACAGACCACACCCCGGUCCAUCUAGCCCUACUAGACGAGAUCUGCACGUGCCACCAGCUGCUGCACCCGCAGGUCCUGCAGCUGCUCAUCAAGCUCUUUGAGACGGAGCACUCUCAGCUGGACGUCAUGGAGCAGCUGGAGCUGAAGAAGACUCUGCUGGACCGAAUGGUUCACCUCCUGAGCCGCGGCUACGUCCUGCCGGUCGUCAGCUACAUCCGCAAGUGUCUGGAGAAACUCAACACGGACAUCUCCCUCAUUCGAUACUUUGUCACUGAGGUGCUGGAUGUGAUCGCUCCUCCAUACACGUCGGUCUUCGUGCAGCUCUUCCUGCCCAUCCUGGAGAACGACAGCAUCGCAGGAACGAUCCGCACAGAGGGAGAACACGACCCGGUCGCCGAGUUCAUUGCUCAUUGCAAGUCAAACUUCAUCAUGAUUAACUGAAAACGAUGCUGGAAAACCCGAAGGAGACGCUUUCUGUGAGAAUCCAGGGUUCAGCCUGGUCUCAGCUCGGACUUUGAGGAGGCACAAACGGAUGUCUCUGAAGAUGUUUGGGGUUUUUUCCCCCUACAUGUAUUUCUUAUUUCAUCUAGCUUCAUGCUUUUUCACAAUAAAAAUGCUUGAGUAUU